UAGCGGCCAUCGCGAUAUGCGCGUUGUAAAUCCUUCUAGUUUCUGUCAUUGAUUCGUUAAAGCUGUGGAUUCAUCAAGUUUUUCUAAAGAAAAUGUUGACUGCGCUGGGUCACAUCCAGCUGCUGCGCUUUGUCGGCCCAGCUGUUGUUGUUUUUGGUGUUGCACCGUAUUACUUAAUAACUUGGCUUGCAUGGCGACUCGCUUCACUGCCUCUGUCUAGGCGCGUCUUCGAACGAGGAGAUGAGAUUAUGUACGACUCGUAUCAAUCGCUCAUCUGCUUCUUCUUUGAGACCUUAACGGGAGCUGAGGUUAUCCUUUAUGGUGAUCAAAUUCCAUGGAAUAAACAGGAAAAUGUGAUUGUGAUAUGUAACCAUCAAAGUUCAGUGGACUGGAUAAUCACUGAUUUCCUUGCUGUCAGGCAAGGUUCUUUGGGACGACUUCGCUACAUUCUGAAGAACGGGUUGAAAUAUUUCCCUUUAUAUGGCUUCUACUUUGCUCAGCAUUCAUGUAUAUAUGUUAAACGCAGUGGGGCAAAAGACCAAGAUUACAUUGGCCAGCUUCGAGGUUCUGUCUUCUGACUAUUUGGAUGCUGUUUAUGACUUCACUAUCACCUAUAGCAUGGCAAACGAGAAUCAUUUUCCUCGCAGACCAGCUCCAACUAUGUCUGAUUUCCUUAUUUCAAAAGGACAACAAGUCCAUGUAUACUGCCGAAGGCAUGAAGCUAGAGAUCUUCCCAAGGAUAGUGAAGGAAGAAAAUCCUGGAUCCACCAAACCUUUGCAGAGAAAGACAGAAUUUUGAAUAAAUUUUACCAAGAAGAUGGAAAAAUGCCUGGGGUUCCACGGAGGAGGAGGUUACCAUGGACAAGAACUUUCCCAUAUUUUGUGUUUUGGAUGGCAACACUUUUGCCAUUUGUAAUGACAAAAUGGGGGCGAUCAGCUUACUGGAAGAUGUGGCUUGUCACAAGCUUUGGAUCAGUAUCUUAUAUGAUGUUCUUGUUUGGGAAAGUUCAGCGGUGAAAUAUGAAGACAACACAUGUUUGCACAUUGAGAAAACCUGAUACAAGUGUCCAGGUUUCAUCAGCCAUAUAGCAAGUGCUAGUCUCCGAAAUCUGUUUUUACAGGGUUCAUACAGUCCUGGGAAAACCUGGAAAUUCUUGGACUUCUGUGAAAGAGUUUUCAAAGACCUGAAAGUCUUCUAAAAAGAUUAUCAGUCCUGGAAAGACCUAAAAUGUAGAAUUUGGUAUUAAAUCAAGAUGGUUGAUAUUUAA
This is a messenger RNA of Pocillopora damicornis (cauliflower coral), 1268 nucleotides long. Its product is annotated as 1-acyl-sn-glycerol-3-phosphate acyltransferase epsilon. Gene Ontology annotation, molecular function: acyltransferase activity. The record is from RefSeq and is a predicted model, not a curated record. Gene Ontology annotation, cellular component: endomembrane system; endoplasmic reticulum. NCBI's taxonomy places the organism in Eukaryota, Metazoa, Cnidaria, Anthozoa, Scleractinia, Pocilloporidae. Gene Ontology annotation, biological process: phosphatidylinositol acyl-chain remodeling.